Molecule: messenger RNA, 2070 nt
Organism: Alligator mississippiensis (American alligator)
Lineage: Eukaryota; Metazoa; Chordata; Crocodylia; Alligatoridae
Product: disintegrin and metalloproteinase domain-containing protein 20
Exons: 17
Coding region: 1-1959 (652 amino acids)
Biological process (GO): proteolysis; male gonad development
Cellular component (GO): external side of plasma membrane; sperm head plasma membrane; plasma membrane
Molecular function (GO): metalloendopeptidase activity
Source: RefSeq, a predicted model, not a curated record
AUGACCCCUGCUAUAGAGCUGGCAUCGGUCUUGUAUGCUGAUGUAAUUUAUAUCGGCAUCCGGAACAGAGCGGCACGCAGCCGUCCGGCGGAUGACUGCUUCUACACUGGAUACGUAGAAGACGUCCCAGGAUCGGUGGCCGUUCUCAGCACCUGCUCUGGGCUCUGGGGCUACUUGAAGAUAUACGGCGUUGACUACGAAAUCGAACCCGUUGCGUCUUCCUCUUCGUUCCAACACCUCCUUUAUCGGGCGGCACUUGAGGAAGACUCCCCUGAGCGGUGUGGGGUCAUCGAUGAAGAUAUGAGAGAUCCAGCAGCGGAGCACAGAGACCCUCCGACAGUGGAGAGACAGCUUGGAAAAGAUGGAGACGAAGUAAACCUUUUGUACACAUCUACCAGAUAUUUAGAGCUGUAUCUUAUUGCGGACAAAGCAAAGUUUCUCCAUGAAAAUGCCAAUGAAACUCUACUGACCCGGAAGAUGCUUCAGUACGUUCAUUUGAUGAAUUACAUGUUCCAUCCAUUCGGUCUUCGCGUUAGUCUGGUUGGAGUCGAGAUCUGGACAGAAAGAGACAUCACCGCGAUCACGCCCCAUUUGAAUCAGGUUCUCGAGUUGUUUGCAGACUACGCUCACCGGGUUCUCCAGCACCGUUUGCAUUUUGACCUUGCAGAAUUAAUGGUGGGUGGAAGCUACCCUGGACUGUUUGGACUUUCACUUGGAGAAUCGCUGUGCAAACAUCAUCCUUCUGUAGCUGUUGUCAAAGCAGCGUCUAGGUCAGUGCUAUACGAUGCACUCAGUAUGGCACAUGAGACAGGGCACUCUCUUGGCUUCACGCACGAUAAUGCUAAAGCAAAUGUCUCCAGAAGCUGCUACUGCAAUUGUACCUGUGGAGGACGAUGCAUCAUGUCAUCAACAAACUCUCUCUGCACGGGGUUCAGUAACUGCACCAGAGCAGAAUAUUACAACCUGAUAAGUAAACAGAGCAAGCGCUGCCUGCUUGACAUCUCACAAGCCAAACGACCCAAACCGGAGAGCAAGUGCGGCGACGGUGUCGUGGGAGAAGCGGAGGAGUGCGACUGCGGGUCACAUACAUUAUGCUUACAGGAGAAAUGCUGCCAGUCGAAUUGUUUAAGAAAGCCAGGCGCUCGUUGUGUUUUCGGACAUUGCUGUAAACAAUGUCAGUUUCUUAAAGAAGGACGGCUGUGCCGGGAAAGCAGCGGGGAGUGCGACCUUCCCGAGUUUUGCAACGGGACGUCAGAGCUGUGCCCGGAGGACAUGAUCAAACAGGAUGGCACCCCGUGUAGCGACUCGUACCUUUGCUUCCAAGGGAAAUGCCGCAAACACAAGAUUCAAUGCAAAGUCCUAUUUGGCCAAGAGGCAGAAAAAGCCCCCGCCUUUUGUUAUGAAACUGUGAACACCAAAGGCGAUCGGACUGGCCAUUGCGGUAGGGACGGGAUGUUUUUCAAGAAAUGCAAAAAGAGCGAUGUCAUGUGUGGAAAACUGCAGUGCACUAAUAUUAAAUAUAUCCCUGAUACGGAUAAGCCUAUAACCGUGGUUCAAGAUACACAUGAAGACUAUGUGUGUUGGACUGCAAUAUUAAAGGACGACAUGGAUGUUGGGACAGUGCAAGACGGGACAGCUUGUGACAGAGACAAGAUGUGUCUAAACAGGACAUGUGUCAACAUAACACAUCUGAAUUAUAACUGCAACCCCACAAAAUGUAAUAAUAGAGGGGUUUGCAACUCUAAUAAAAACUGCCACUGUGAUCAUGGGUGGGCCCCUCCGGAUUGUAAAUUCAAGGGCUAUGGAGGAAGUAUCGACAGUGGGCCUAUUACAGAGCAUUCUGAUAAAGAUGAAGACAUUGCUGUGGAAAUAGUCAUCGGUGUCUCUAUCACGGUCCUUGCGCUUAUUGCCGUUAUAACACAUAGAACUCGCCAGUCUACCUGCAAACGGCAGAACUGAGGCGGUAAAUUUUGGAGGCUAACUUCACCAGCCAUGAGAACGUACCCAUUUAGAUUUGGUCAGGUUUGAUUAUUAUAUAAUCCGACCCACAAAUUAAAUAAAUCACCUUCA